This is a messenger RNA of Nicotiana tabacum (common tobacco), 2562 nucleotides long. Lineage: Eukaryota; Viridiplantae; Streptophyta; Magnoliopsida; Solanales; Solanaceae. The record is from RefSeq and is a predicted model, not a curated record.
AUGGCGACUAGACCGAAUGCAACAGUUUCCCGGGUUCCAUCCUCGGACAAGCUGAACCUGGCUGCUUUGUGCGUGGGGCCCUCGAUUCUUUUGGAUCUGAUGGAAGUUUCUCGGUACAAAUUAAAAGGGUACGACUGCAAAUCACUGUAUGAAACGGGGACCCAUAUUUCUUGGGUUGGGCUUACUGCGUUUGGCGGGUCAAAAUUCAGCAGCGGAGAGAGUAAACUGAGAGCGGCUGAACAACCAGAAUUCGCCGCCGUGAAGAUCAUGUUUGCAAUAAAGAAACGCAUUCGAGACUCUUCCCUCAAGUUUUGGAGCUUCAAUUUCAUCCUUUCCAAUAUCAAUGUCGUCUCAAGGGAAACUGUUCCAAAUUGUGCAUAUUUGCCUAAAGCAACUUCCUUCAUGCGUUUUUUUAGUCAUGUCAACUCCUUAAUGUCCAGAAACUAUCAUCAAAUGAGAUUAUCAUAUCAAGAUCCUGCAAUGAAUGCUUUGAUAUUGCCAGGUUCAUUAAAUUUUUGGUCUCGUGAGACUGUUUUGAAAUGGUUUCAUGCUAGACGGUUCUCUAGUCCAUCCAUAGAGCUGAAUACAGAGAAAGGAGUCGUCAGAUUUAGAUUUGGUCAAGAAAUUGGAAAAAGUGGUGGUCAGACAAAGGCAAAGCAUGUGGUGAAGAAGUUUAAAAUGUCUAAAAAAGCAAAACUGAAUGAACUCAGACUUUACAGACUGAAGGCAAAGAAGAAAAUGAGAUCUCCAAAUCCUGAAAUUAGGAUCAGAUACAAACUUGAGAAGGCAAAACGAAAGGAAGCUUGGUUAAUUGAGAAACUGAGAAAAUUUGAGGUACCCAAAGCUCCGGAUGAACCGCAUGAUCCUGAAAUUUUAACUGAAGAAGAGAAGUUUUACUUAAAGCGCACUGGUGAGAAAAAGAAAAAUUAUGUACCGGUUGGAAGGCGAGGAGUAUUUGGAGGGGUUGUUUUGAAUAUGCAUCUUCACUGGAAGAAACAUGAGACAGUUAAGGUUGUAUGCAAGCCUUGCAAGCCUGGGCAGGUUCAUGAAUAUGCUGCAGAGCUGACUCGGUUGAGCAGAGGCAUUGUUAUUGACAUUAAACCAGACAACACCAUAAUAUUCUAUCGUGGAAAGAACUAUGUUCAACCAGAAGUUAUGUCUCCUCCAAAUACUCUAUCUAAAGACAAGGCCUUGGAAAAGUAUCGAUAUGAGCAGUCAUUGGAGCAUACAAGUCAAUUCAUUGAGAAAAUGGAGAAAGAGCUGGAAGAGUAUCAUGAAUAUCUUGCCCGGAAGAGAAAAGAAGAAAAGAGUUGAAGCUGACGGUUUGAAGUUAACUUUUGAAGUAUAGAUUACAAAUAACAACAACAACAACAACAAACCCAGUUUGAUCCUAACAGGUAAAUGUUUCUACCUCUCCAGGCAAGUAAUACAAAUUGUUAAAUUGUUAAUUACUUAAAGUUGUUACCAAAGCUUAUUGCCGGUUGUGUCUUUUGAUUAUCCUAGCACUUUCCGUAGUUGAGAUGAAAAGUGCGAAUGACCAAUAGGAGGGAACUGAAAGAGGAAGGAAGGAAUCAUUUACCUUGUACCCCAAGAGCUAGGUGGGGAGUUCUUGGAGUGAAGGAUGUCGAGGGUCUAUUUGGAAACAGCCUCUCUACCCCAGGGUAGGGGUAAGGUCUGCGUACACACUACCCUCCCCAGACCCCACUAGUGAGAUUAUACUGGGUUGUUGUUGUUGUUGUUGUUGGUAGCAAAUAAAAAGAGACCGAGUUAACUUUUCAACCCCUCAGAAGUUGAAUGAAAGGAGUAGGAUCUCUCUGUAACUCUCAUCAGUCAUCUGUUCAUGUGCGGAAAAAAUUGGAAAGCCUCGAUACACCAGCCCCAUUGAAAUCCUUUAGCCAAGCAUGGUACAAUGGUACAUACUUACUUCUUCGUGCUUACUGCUGAGUGCUGAUAACCAGCUUGAAUCAUGGAUAGAUUUGUGGAUGUUAUGUCAAGUAAAAGAGUGUUUGUCUGGAAAUAUGUCAGCAGAAUUGGUCGACAAAUUUUCUAUAUUGAUUGAAGGAGUUAAGCUGGGGAAAUUUAAUGGUAACAAGGCUUGUCAGUGAAAAUUAAAGGUAAAACUUCAUGUUCUCAUGUCGCAAUAUGAGUGAACUUCAUCUGUGAAUUCUCUGAUUGGCUGAUAUAGUCUUUACCAUUCAACCUAUUUCCUGGUGUUACGUUGCAAAGGGUUCAUUUUAACAAGCAAUCGAAAAGCAAAGACACUGUAAAAUGUGUUGCAAUCAGUUCAAAUGCUUGUGCAUUUAACUUCUCUGAUGGUCAGCGCAGCCUUCUCCUUUUAACUCAGUUUUCGGAUUGAGUAUUCUUGCUUGUAUUCAGAUAAUUUUUUAAUGGAAGAUUCAGCUAAUAGCUCCCCUGAAGAGCUAUCAAAUCCAUUGAAGCUUUCUUUCACACUUAUUGUUUGCUGUUUAAGUAUGUCGGGACAGUGCUUACUGUCCUUGUAACUUCGUCUAUGUGUUUCUACUGGUUGAUAUUUAUUGGAAAUUAUAGAAUAGAUACAACUUA